AUGCAGGCACAGCGUGACGGGGGCCGCCUGAGCGCGGCCAUCUGCGCCACACCGGCGGUGUUCCUCCAGGCCAAGGGGCUGCUUGACGGCAAGAAGGCGACCGCGCACCCCGCAUUCGCCGACAAGCUGGUGGACCAGAGCGCGGUGGCACAGCGCGUGGUGGUUGACGGCAGACUGACCACCAGUCGCGGCCCCGGGACAGCGUUUGAGUUUGCCCUUGAGCUGGUGAAGCAGCUGUACUCAGAGGACAAGGCCCGGGAGGUGGCGGGACCCAUGGUGCUGCCAGAUGGCUUCAAGGUGUGA
This is a messenger RNA of Monoraphidium neglectum, 303 nucleotides long. Its product is annotated as putative Protein DJ-1. Gene Ontology annotation, molecular function: protein deglycase activity. Lineage: Eukaryota; Viridiplantae; Chlorophyta; Chlorophyceae; Sphaeropleales; Selenastraceae. Bases 1 to 303 code for a protein of 100 amino acids. Gene Ontology annotation, cellular component: cytosol; nucleus. The record is from RefSeq and is a predicted model, not a curated record. Gene Ontology annotation, biological process: protein deglycation, glyoxal removal; guanine deglycation, glyoxal removal. The transcript is spliced from 2 exons.